GGGCCUGGGUACGAGGCUACUAUCUGCAGAGCCGUAUCAGACGGCCCUGAUCUACUGCUGGCAUUUAGAUCUAUUGAUACUAGUAAAUGAAGCUGUGUUUACACCGUCGCUUCAGAGCCACGAGCGGAAAACAUAACUGCAGAGAGCGGAUCAUAUGAUGCGUGUGAUGCAAUCUGAAAGGUGACGUCAUUUACAAGUCACAUGCUUACAGCUAGGCUGUCGAGGCUGUAUCGAGUGACAACAUCUGCGAGCGAUGUUACGUCUUUGUGUUCUUGCUUUGUUUCUUUUCUGUGCAUCUUCAAAUCCCAGUUCUAAGUUUCUCUUGCAAUCUCAGUCUCACACCCAGUCGGAACAGAACGUUCUAACAGAUCAUGAUGCACAGUCGUUGCUAUCCAAGUUGCCAACAAGCUUGCAGUUGUUGCAAGAGGGUGAUGGUCCUUGCUCAUUAAGCACAGUUGGAAACAAAACAGCUCUAAUAAGUAAGAAAGAAGGAACGAUAUUGUCGCGUACACGUGAUUGGCUUGUGUUUCUAAAUUUUUUAGUGGUAGAUGCAAGUGGGAAGCUACACAGCAACAUGUUAGAUGUAGCUAAAUCAGGGAUUUUGCAAGCACUAGGGGACUACGACGAAUGUUUGAGUCUUGGGGAAGACACUGCGCGCUAUUGUCUUUUUGAAGGACUAGAUGCAGCAAUCUACCCUAAUGACGUAAUCAAGCAUAUAAUACCACUUUUUGCUUUUCGUUGGGCUCUUUGUGUUCCUCGACAAUGCGAUGAAGUAACUCUGACAUACAAAAUUUAUGAUGCUUUGAAAAAAUAUGUCUACUUCACUCCUACGACAGUUUCCGUUUGUAAUGAAGCAGAUCAUCAUUACAGCACUUUUGCUAUCAUUGUCAUUGUCAUUCUGUGCCUACUUGCAUUUUUAGUAUUGGUGGCUACUUCCAUUGAUUAUUCAAAAUACUAUGUAGAUAGAACUAUCUGUCCACUGAAUGCACCAACAUCUGAAUCUGAUUCUGAAUCUCGAGAAGACAGUUGUCUUUUGGCAUCAGUUCAAACCAGGCAACGAAGAACAGUUUUAGGCAUAUUGUAUCAGUUGCUACAGUCUUUCUCGUUGGUUCGGAAUGUUCCCAAGUUGCUUGACACAAAAGAAACUUCAAAGAAUAUUUCUUGUCUCCACGGCAUUCGAACGCUAAGCAUGACAUGGAUUAUCUUGUCACACUGUUACUUCUUUUUCUCUAUUUAUCUGAAUGUUUCAAACAUGGGAGAUGUCUCGAAAUUAUAUAAAGAGUUUGCAUUUCAGCCUAUUGGCAAUGGCUACUCCUCUGUCGACUCGUUCUUUUUUCUCAGUGGUUUGUUGGUGAUGUAUCUUACUAUUCGACAAAUGGAGGUGACAUCUGGAUACUUUGUGUGGAUAAAAUAUUACUUACAUCGUAUCUGGCGUCUUACUCCAACAUAUGUAGUUGCGCUACUAAUUUUCUGGCAGUUGAUGCCUGAGGUUGGUGAUGGUCCACUGUGGAUGUCUUCAUAUGACAACAAGCAAUGUGAUGACUAUUGGUGGACAAAUUUGCUCUACAUCAACAACUUCCAUCCACACUACCAAGACAAUUGUAUGGGAUGGACAUGGUUUUUGGCAGCCGAUACACAGAUGUAUGCUCUGAGUCCACUGUUGAUUGUUCCAGCUUACUACUUCGGUCUUUUGGGGCUAAUACCACUUGUAGUUGCAUUAGUUGGAGUACUUGUAACUAUUGCAGUUAUUGUAACCAUGAAAGGGUUUCCCGCCAAUGUUUUGUCACCUCUCAGUCAUGCAGAUCAAGGUGACUAUCUUAAUAUGGUUUAUGUCAAAUACUAUACAAGAGCAGCACCUUACAUUGUGGGAAUGGCAGUUGGUUAUUACUUGGCAAAACGAAAUUCAACAAAGGAAAAAUCAUUCAGGAUUUGGAGUGUUCUUGGUUGGAUCAUCGCCGCUUGUGUUGGUGGGGCUGUUGUUUACGGUUUAUAUGACUACAACCUUGGACAUCAUUAUUCACAAGCGACUAGCACCUUGUAUUUGACAUUUUCUUCUUGCAUGUGGGGAGUGUGCAUGGCCUGGAUUGUGUACGCUUGUGUGACAGGAAAUGGAGGUGCUGUUGACAAUAUACUAAGUUGGAAGGGAUGGUUUCCUCUCAGUCGAUUGACAUAUUGUGCUUACCUAUUGCAUCCUGUUGUUCUAAUGGUGUACAUUGGUACUCUGAAAGAAGUAAUACACAUUGAUCACUUGCACAUGGCAUACUUCUUUGUUGGUGUGACUGGUAUUACUUAUGGUUGUGCUGCAGCUCUCUCUCUGGGUGUGGAAUAUCCGGCUGCUGCUAUGGAGAAGGUUCUCCUUGGCACAAUAGGAAUCUGAUAGACUGUUUGUACUGUACUUGAUACAUUUAUUUACGGAAUGUGUGUGCAACUAUUCCUGGUACACUCAAUUUUGGGGUAUAUAUGCACAGAGAGUAACCAGUUUCUAGAACAUUGCUGUGCUUGUUUUGGGGGUGAAUAUUGCAUGCAGUCGAGUUGGGUUAUAAAGAUAUAUGCUGUGCAAAAGUUGAAGUUGGAUUGCUUUUAGGUUAAAGGGAAAUUGUAUUGUAUGCAGUAGCUAUGUUGAUUAAUUAAUUAAGUUGAAUUAUGCGAUGGAA
This is a messenger RNA of Corticium candelabrum, 2654 nucleotides long. RefSeq names its product nose resistant to fluoxetine protein 6-like. The record is from RefSeq and is a predicted model, not a curated record. Gene Ontology annotation, molecular function: acyltransferase activity, transferring groups other than amino-acyl groups. NCBI's taxonomy places the organism in Eukaryota, Metazoa, Porifera, Homoscleromorpha, Homosclerophorida, Plakinidae. The transcript has 14 exons. Bases 254 to 2377 code for a protein of 707 amino acids.